AUGCAACUAAAUGCAACUAAAUGCAACCAAUGCUUGCUUUCUGGGACUUACCUCUUGGCAGUCUUACUGGUCUGCAUCGUGUUUCAGUCGGGCGCCCAGGAGAAGAAUUACACCGUGCGGGAGGAGUUACCGGAAAAUGUCCUCAUUGGCAAUUUGCUGAAGGAUCUCAAUCUGACCCUUGACCCCGAUGUGCCCCUUUCAUCUCCCCUUCAGUUCAAGCUUGUGUACAAGACUGGCGAUGUCCCCCUCGUCCGCGUGGAGGAGAAUACCGGAGAAAUAUUCACCACGGCCAACCGCAUUGAUCGGGAAAAGCUUUGCUCUGGCAUUUUUAGUGAGAACCGUUGUUUUUAUGAGGUGGAAGUUGCAGUUCUUCCUGAUGAGGUCUUCAGGCUGGUCAAGAUUCGAUUCCUGAUCGAGGAUAUAAAUGACAACGCUCCUCUUUUCCCCUCAACGGUCAUCAAUAUCUCCAUCCCCGAGAACACCGCGAUCAAUUCCCGCUAUUCUGUCCCAUCCGCUGUUGAUCCUGACAUUGGAGUGAAUGGCAUUCAACAUUAUGAACUCCUUAAGCCCAAAACAGCUCCGAAAAGGACUUUUGGAUCCAUUACAAAUGAACAGGGUCAAAAUGUAUUUGGACUUGAUAUAAUUGAAACACCUGAAGGAGACAAGUGGCCCCAGUUGAUAGUGCAACAAAUUCUUGACAGGGAGCAGAAGGACACCUAUGUGAUGAAGAUUAAAGUGGAAGAUGGUGGAAACCCUCCGAGAUCCAGCACGGCCAUUCUGCAAGUCACCGUCAUUGAUGUGAAUGACAACCGUCCGGUCUUCAAGGAGAAUGAUAUUGAAGUCAGCGUACCUGAAAAUGCACCUGUGGGCACCUCUGUUUCUCAACUCCAUGCCACCGAUGCCGACUUAGGGUCCAACGCCCAGAUUCACUUCUAUUUUAGCAGCCAGAUCUCCAGUUUGGCCAAAAGGCUGUUUGCCAUAGAUAACACGACUGGUCUUAUCACUGUCAAGGAGCCCUUGGAUCGGGAGGAAUCCCCAGUCCACAAAUUAACCGUUUUGGCAAGCGAUGGCAGUUCCACACCCUCCAGAGCUACCGUAACAGUGAACGUCACAGACAUUAACGAUAACAUUCCCUCAAUAGACACAAGAUACAUUAUCAACCCAGUGAACGGGACUGUGUUACUGUCUGAGAAAGCACCACUCAAUACUAAGAUUGCCCUGAUUACUGUAAUGGAUAAGGAUGCCGAUCUUAAUGGGAAGGUUACUUGCUUCACAGACCACGAUGUCCCCUUCAGGUUAAAGCCGGUGUUUGAUAACCAGUUUCUCCUGGAAACAGCCACCUUUCUAGACUACGAGGCCACCAGAGAAUAUGCCAUAAAAAUAGUGGCUUCUGACUCAGGAAAGCCACCCUUGAACCAAUCUGCGAUGCUGCUGAUCAAAAUCAAAGAUGAAAACGACAACGCCCCGGUGUUCACGCAGCCUGUGAUCGGGCUCUCCAUUCCCGAGAACAAUGCUCCUGGAACCCAGCUGACCAAGAUAAGUGCUACCGAUGCUGACAGUGGCCGCAAUGCUGAAAUCAGCUACAUGCUGGGAUUGGAUGCUCCCCCUAUUUUCAACCUGGAUCGCCGUACAGGCAUUCUGACAGCCGUGAGAAAGCUGGAUAGAGAAAAACAGGAUCGCUAUUCAUUCACCGUGCUGGCUAAAGACAACGGCAUGCCACCUUUGCAAACCAAUGCUACCGUGACUGUUUCUGUUUUGGACCAAAAUGACAACAGCCCUGCUUUCACACACAAUGAAUACAACUUCUAUGUGCCAGAAAAUCUACCCAUGUAUGGCACUGUUGGACUGAUCACUGUGACGGAUGCAGACUCUGGAGAAAAUGCAAUCGUGACCUUGUCUAUAUUAAAUGGCAAAGAUAAUUUCAUUAUCGAUCCUCUCACUGGAGUCAUAAGGCCUAAUAUUACAUUUGACAGGGAGCAGCAAGGAUCUUAUACGUUUCAGGUGAAAGCAGUGGACGGGGGCAGGCUACCACGCACCUCCACGGCUAAAGUGACUAUCAAUGUUGUGGAUGUGAACGACAACAGGCCUGUUUUUGUCAUUCCUUCCACCAACUACUCCUAUGACUUGGUUCCAAUGUCUGCCAGUCCUGGCUCAGUAGUGACAAAAGUGUUUGCUGUGGACAAUGAUACUGGAAUGAAUGCUGAGCUGCGUUACAGCAUUAUUGGCGGGAAUUCGCGAGGGUUGUUUAUGAUUGAUCAGUUAACGGGCAACGUCACUUUGAAGGAGAAAGUCAUCUCAGCAGAUCAUGGUUUGCACAGACUGGUGAUCAAAGUCAAUGAUUUAGGGCAGCCUGAAUCUCUAUAUACCAUUGCAUUAGUGCAUUUGUUUGUGAACGAAACAGUCACCAACGGAUCCUACGUCCAAGAGUUGGUGCGCCGAAACAUGGAAACUCCGGUUGGCCAAAACGUUGGGGAUGGAGACAUUACCCCACAAACCAAUGACUACGUCAAAAUCAUCAUUGCCAUUAUUGCAGGCACCAUGACGGUGAUACUGGUCAUUUUUGUGACAGCUCUGGUACGUUGCCGCCAAACCCCCAGGCACAAAGUGGUGCAGAAAAGCAAGCAGAGUGGCGAGUGGGUUUCCCCGAAUCAAGAAAACCGUCAGAUCAAGAAGAAGAAGAAAAAGAAGAAGCGGUCUCCCAAAAGUCUUCUUCUGAACUUUGUGACCAUUGAAGAAUCCAAGCCUGAUGAUCCUGGCCACGAACACAUUAAUGGCACCUUGGACAUUCCUGUAGAGCUAGAAGAACAGACUAUGGGAAAAUAUAACUGGGCCACCACACCCACCACCUUUAAACCUGACAGUCCAGAUUUAGCAAAACACUACAAGUCUGCCACUCCGCAGCCCACAUUUCAAAUUAAACCUGAGACUCCAGUGCCACCGAAGAAACACCAUGUCAUACAGGAGCUGCCUCUAGACAACACAUUUGUGGUGGGCUGUGACACCCUCUCCAAGUGUUCUUCCAGUAGCUCAGACCCCUACAGUGUCUCUGAAUGCAGCUGUCAAGGAGGAUUCAAGGCCCCUGGCUCUGUUCACACCAGACAGGAUGAAUAUCCUUCCAGUAACAUUGGGCAGACUUUAAUAAGAACUGAUGGAUGGGUUCCCUGUGUGAAGUUAGCUAUAAUUAGAAGUAUUCAGGAUCAGUCAGGCUACUACAAUUUGCAUCUGAAUGUGCAGGUAGAUUUUGAAAACAACAGCAAUAACAGAGAUUCUCAUAUAAUUAUAAAUAUUGCCAAACGGAAUCUCUAA
Molecule: messenger RNA, 3306 nt
Organism: Protobothrops mucrosquamatus (brown spotted pit viper)
Lineage: Eukaryota; Metazoa; Chordata; Lepidosauria; Squamata; Viperidae
Product: protocadherin-11 X-linked
Exons: 6
Coding region: 1-3306 (1101 amino acids)
Biological process (GO): homophilic cell-cell adhesion
Cellular component (GO): plasma membrane
Molecular function (GO): calcium ion binding
Source: RefSeq, a predicted model, not a curated record